UAAACCGCCGCGAACCAUUUAAUCGAUACUCUCCAGCCGGAAUUUUGUUCGUGUCGGCGCGAUACUGUCGCAAGUUAGCGUGUCGCGCGCGUUUCCAUGGUGAGGAGUUCUAUUUUCUGUUGCGAGACCUUUCGCGUUAUUCGUGCGGCCAUUUCGGUUCGAAAGAUGUCGGAGACUGCAGUUCUGGCUGCGUUUUAUUACGUUUAAACAAGUAUUUCAUAGUUUUGGUGACGAUAUUAGUGAAACAUCGGUCAUGAUGCAACAGCCAGUGCCACAGGACCAAGCCAUGAGCAAUCAACAGCAGCAACAGCUGGCUCAACAACAAAUGGUCCUAUGCCCAGUCAGGGUGGUGUACGAAACACAAAUCCUAAUGCCUCCUGGGGAACAAAUGACACCGAAUCAAACAUAUUUUGUAAAUCCACAAAACCAACCACCAUGGGUGAAUCAAAGCGCAAUGUAUCCUCAGAACCAAGUCGUGUACGUUCAGCAAGCACCGGCAAACAAUAUUCAACCCUCAGCCCAGCCGACUAUGGACCAAACUCAAAUACAAUACAUACAGCAAGCAUACCCAACAAUGCAGCAGAUUGUCGCGAAUCAAAACAUGUUAGCACAGAAUAUGCAAGACAGGCAGAUGAUGCGACCAGUUCAAUAUGCCAACAUGAAUUUAAUGGGUGUCAAUCAAUAUGGACAAGUGAUAAAUAUGCAACAGAUGGCGAACAUUGGGCAUAACAUGUCCAACAUAAUUCAAUCUCCGAGUAUGAAUCAAAACAUACAAAUAAUACAGAAUCCACCAAACCAAAACUCUCCAAAGCCACCCGAUAUACAGCAAAAUGUUAACUUUAUACGACACUCAUUCCAACAAACUGAGCAAGGUAUGGUAAGGCCAAACAUGCCUCAACAAACAAUGAUGAUACGAAGUGCACAGCCAACUGGAAACCAAAUACAGAUUCAGCAAACUGGAAACCAAAUGAAACAAAAUCCUAGUAUGCAACCGAAUAUUACGAUCAAUCCAGUCCAACUUCAGUCAACCGGCAAUCAGAAUAUUCAACAACGGCAAAAUGUUGGUGCACAAUCGAAUAAACCUACUAGCUAUGUUCAAACACAAACAAGCAUAGGAACUAAUAGUAAUCAAAAACAUAACAUCAGUUUACAACCACAUAUGACAGGAGGUUCGAUGCAAAUUAUACCAAGUUCCAAUCAAAAUAUACAACAAAGGCAAAAUACGAAUGUGCAAUUGCAAUCAGCUCAAACAAACCACAUCCAACUGCAGCCUAAUCAAGUUCAGAAUGUCCAACAAAAGACAAAUAUGCCUGUUUCAGCAAAUAAUAGCAACCAAAAUCAAUUUUAUCAGCAAAAACAAAUAUACUCACAGACUCCAAUAGUCAACAAUCAAGGACAAAUGACCAUUACUCAGUUCACGCAACAAGCACAAUCACAUUCACAAGCAAAUCGAAUGGGGGUUCAAAAUAAUGUGACCCAAACAUACAGUCCUGUAUCAAACCAAAACAUGAAUCAGCAAACAUUGACGCAAAGACAAAAUGUGACGUCAACAAAUACACAGACAAUUCAAAAGAUGACCCAACAGCAGCCGCGUACGAUGGUGAGACCACCUCAACCGAUGGAAGUGUCAAAUGUGUACAAUUUUAUUCCGUCCACUAGUAAUGUAAUUAAUCAAACAAGACCUCAUAGUAAUGCUAAAGUGGGAAUACCACAACAGAAUAAUCAAAACAGUUACAGCGCAAAACCGACUAUGCCUCAAAACAUAGUUCCUCAGAUUCGACCUCGUCCAGUACCAAAUCAUGCUCCACCUAUGAAAGUGCCCCCGUCGCAUCAGCAAGUAAGAAACAUACCGCAAUUACGACCAAUGGGCACUUCACCUUCUUUAAUGCAAAUACAUAAUAUGACAUCGAGUCCAAACAUAAAUACGGUAACACCAAGAAUGAUGUCUAAUAGCCAAAGUAAUGCAAGCAAAACUGUUACCACUGCAUCAGUCUCUACAGAAACAGUUAAAGUGAAAAUGAAUCCUGAAACUGCUGAGAAUAGAAAACGAAAAAGUGAGUCACCUGACGAAUUCCGUAAUAAAGUAUCUGUGAAUGCGGCAAGUCAAGUGACCUUUAAUAAAAGUGGAGAAAAUGUUAAACAAAAUGAAGUAAAGAAAACAGUAACUGACGUUGGUAUAAAUACUUUAGCAGGAAGUUCUAAAAAUAGCAACCAGUUAGCAAAACCUCAAACGUUUGCUCAAGCAUCCGGCAGUCAACCGACUCAAAGCAGAACUGACACCGGCACUACUGAUGUUGACAUGAAAACAGUUGUUAGUAAUGAAAAGGUUAGUCCAGAUAAAUUAGUCAGAAAUACUGUUUUUGCUCAAGCUAGAACAAGAAAGAUUAGCAAUAGUUCAAACGAAAACAAAAACAUGGAUACUUUGGCCACAAAAGAAAUUGUUGCAAGUGAAACUAAAGGGCCAAUGAAGGCAUCAGCAGCUAUGAAAAUGGAAGUAGUAGAAUCAGAAACAGUUAAAAAAGGAGAAAUAUCAGAACAAAAGAAUGAAAAUACAAUGGCAAGUUUAGAACAUAGUCCAGUAAAAACAGAAACAAACAUUAAAACAGAAGUUUCAUCUAUGAAAGGUGAUAAAUUUGAGCCUAAUGCCAAAGUUGAGUCAAAGACUGAAGUAGUUACCGAAAAGAGUGAUGAAGAAAAAAUCCAAAGGAUAACAGACUUCAUUGGAAAAGAAAUAGAACUUUCCCACGGCAAUAUCCGCAAAAGAGAUGGAAAUGAGGGAAAUUAUAUUUUAACACAUGUUUUGGACGGCAUAGUCAUCCAAGAGUCGAAUAUAGCAUUCCCAAUACGACUACCUCUGAAGGAAAAAAUACUGCCAAACACGCCAGUAGUAAAACCAGACGUAGCAAAGACUGAAGUUAAGGAAGAAGACGAUGUCAAAACCGAGUCAAAGAGUAAUGAAAAUAAUAUUUUAACUAUUUCACAGUUGAAUCUGGAAAAUAGUAAGAAAGAACCCGUGACCACCGAGACAGAAGAAAAAACGGAAGAAGAUGACAAUCCAUUAAAAAAUUCAACACCAGAAACUAUUAAAACAUGGACGGCAGAGGAGUUGGCAACACUUUUAACAAAAAGAGGAUGGCACGAAACUGCACAUAUUUUGCAGGAGAACGAAAUCGAUGGUGAAGCCCUUUUCUUGGUAUCGAACGCUCAACUUUUAGACAUAGGAGUAAAUGAGAGUCACGCGCUAGCAUUGAGUAGCUUAGUAAAAAAAUGAAAGUAAACAAAGUUAAUUUAAGUUUUAUGUAAAUUUAAGUAGAUCCGAACCGUGUUCAUGUAGAUAAGUACCAUAUAAGUGCGUAUACAUAAGUAUAAUUAUUUUUGUAAAUGUCAUUUUAUUUUUACGAUAAAAACAAUUGUAACAUAAUUUUAUAAUAUUAUACCUAAAGAAAUAUUA
Messenger RNA from Plutella xylostella (diamondback moth), 3451 nucleotides. RefSeq lists its product as uncharacterized. The record is from RefSeq and is a predicted model, not a curated record. NCBI's taxonomy places the organism in Eukaryota, Metazoa, Arthropoda, Insecta, Lepidoptera, Plutellidae.